This is a messenger RNA of Meloidogyne enterolobii, 726 nucleotides long. The record is from the annotation of a GenBank genome assembly. NCBI's taxonomy places the organism in Eukaryota, Metazoa, Nematoda, Chromadorea, Rhabditida, Meloidogynidae.
UUGCAGAAUGUGGAUUUAAAAUUUCUUUUCCCGUUUUCUUUUCCGAUUUUUUUCAUGUCUUAUGGUCUGACUCGUUGAUUUUGAUAUUUCCCUUUUUCAAUUAUUUUCGUGAAAUGCCAAAAUUUUUAUGAUCAUAUUUGAUCGAAAUUAAAGGAUAUUUAUUUUUAUUUGAAAAACUAGAUUAAAUAUGUUGUCGAUAUUUGCUAUCAAAUACUUGUUUUUCAUUUAAUCUUCAGUUUUAUUUAAUUUUAUGUAUCAGAAAAAAUGAAGAAUCCGUCAAGUUGGUUGCGUCAACUUUUUGUAUCAUUUAAGGAGGCGCGUAUAAAGAAACCAUCAUCUACACAGAAUCAAUCAGUCGGUGUUUUAAGAAAGCCUAUGCCAAGUGAAAUUGUUGCUAAAAAGGAUGGGUCAGCGGCACAAUUUGAUCAAAUAACUCAUACAGGUCAAGCGUGGGAUCAGGCAGACUAUCGUCUUGCUCGUUUUGAAUAUUCUUCGAAGCAAGUGAAUCCUAAUAUUGCUGCUCACCUUGUUGCAGAACAAGCACCUGUACCAAGCGAGGAAAGCGUUGUUUUUUGUGAUGGUGGUCACUUCCAUGGAGGUCAUCCAAAGGUUUUUAUCAACUUGGAUAAGCCAGGAACUAAUGCUUGUGGUUAUUGUGGACAGCGAUUUUAUAAUGUGCAUAGUACUGGACCUGAGAAUAUGGAAACAGCGCAUAUACAAGUAUAA